Cloeon dipterum is the source of this 687-nucleotide messenger RNA. Its product is annotated as collagenase-like. Gene Ontology annotation, biological process: proteolysis. Gene Ontology annotation, molecular function: serine-type endopeptidase activity. Lineage: Eukaryota; Metazoa; Arthropoda; Insecta; Ephemeroptera; Baetidae. The record is from RefSeq and is a predicted model, not a curated record. Bases 1 to 687 code for a protein of 228 amino acids. The transcript has 4 exons.
AUGAGGUACAGCAAAGUUUGUGUCGGAUCCCUCAUUUCCGACAGCGUGAUUCUCAUCACUGCUGACUGUCUUUUCAAAGACUUGAGCAGUUUCAACAUUACCAUUGGGGCCGUUGAUUACAACAAUUACCAAGCAGAACAUGUUGAAUUCGUUGACUUGUAUGGAUAUAGCUACGUUUUUCAUGAAGAUUACGACAGCGUAUCUGGCGCGAAUGACAUAGCUGCCUUGAUUUUGAAAACCCCAAUUAAAAAUCCAAAAAUCAAGCCGAUACGCUUGCCAUCCAAAUCCCAAAUCAACGAUUUCCUAAAUCGCACUGAAAUCACAAUCCUAGGCUGGGGAGGAGAAACUGGUCGUACUGAACCGAAUCUCCAACAUGCGGACACCUUCACUUUAAAUUUCCUCGACUGCCAGUUUUUGCAUGGCUCAUUACACGUGACUGACGAAAACCUGUGCUUAGACAACACGGUUCCAGGAUCACCGACGGCGUGCUACGAUGGUGACAAUGGCAGCCCAAUGAUUACCAAGGAAAAAGAUGGACAGUAUACCCUGAUCGGUUUCAUGAUCAAAUGGUUUGUGGGUUCUGAGGAGGUUGGUGUUUGUAACUCUCACAUCCCUGUAAUUUACAUGCGCGUGGCCGCUUACCUAGAUUGGUUAGCGGCAAAUACCGGAAUUGAGAUAAGGCCAUGA